Labrus bergylta (ballan wrasse) is the source of this 861-nucleotide messenger RNA. Lineage: Eukaryota; Metazoa; Chordata; Actinopteri; Labriformes; Labridae. The record is from RefSeq and is a predicted model, not a curated record.
CAAACGCACAUGUCGGGUGUGUUGUGCUGAGGAUUGCGGUGAUAUUACAGCAUUUAAGUGAACCGUUGCGGGCUGUCACGUUGCUGUGUGCUCUCACAAUGCGAUAAGCUUCUCGGUCAAUGAUUAAAUAAAUCAUUAAAAUCAGGGUUAUAGUAGAAAACACUUUGUGUAAAGGAGCUGACACGCUAACCGGCGUGACUGCAGGCGACUGCUGUUUGACUUCACCGGACUGAAGGCUUUGGGGCUUCCUGCCGUGCGACACCAUGAGCUCCAGGGUGUGUAAGAGCUGCGGCAGCUCGGACAUCGAUGUUGACCAGGCGCGUGGAGAUGCGGUCUGUAUGGGCUGCGGCUCCGUGCUGGAGGACAACAUCAUCGUGUCUGAGGUGGAGUUUGUGGAGACGGGAGGCGGAGGGUCGUCGGCUGUCGGACAGUUUGUCUCCUCAGAAGGUGGAGGUCCAAACCCGUCUUUCGGUGACGGGCACUUCACAGGUGUGGGCAGAGAGUCCAGAGCUCAGACACUGCAGAGAGCAAAACAGAACAUCAACACCCUGGGUCACCAGCUGCAGAUGAACAAGCACUGUCUGGACAUGGCCUUCAACUUCUACAAGAUGGCGCUCAUGAAACACCUGACCUGCGGGCGAAAGUCCAUGCACGUCGUUGCCGCCUGUCUGUACAUGGUCUGCCGUACCGAGGGAACACCACGUAUCCUUACAUUGCACUCAUUUCCUUUUGUUCCUUUUUUAAAAAGUUUGAAUGUUUCAUAACUUCAGAAUCUAAAUGAUUUGAAUGUGUUUAGUCUGAUUAAAUCAUCAUCUUAAUGUCUCAGUACCCAAGUUGGUCAGGCUCCUUCAGUCUUAUUUA